UGUUUUUGAAAAAGGAAUUAGGUUUCGCAUGGUGAAAGCGGAGAGGCAGAACCGGAUCCCCAAAUGCAGUUUGCCGCCCUCCAUUGGAAAGGGAGGAUGGCCCGGCGCCAAAAGCACAGGGCGACUCGGGAAGCAGCGCCCUUGCCUGCAGGAGGCAAACUUCUCAGCGGCCUCCCCUCCGCGAUCAGAGAGGAAAGCGGAGGCAGCGUCGACGUCCGGGGGGGACUCGACACCGGCUGUUUCCCGCGACAAGGUCGCAAUGGCUGACGGAGGAAAACGGCAGAGGCAGGACGAGGUUCGCCGCGGCAGUCGCUAUUUUUGCACGGCGGGACGCGGGAUGGAGGCCUUCCUCAUCGAAGAAGUGCAGACUCGUUUGGGCGCCACUCAGGUAGAAUAUGUAUCUGGAAAAGUUUUCUUCAGUACCAAUCUUGAGCUAAGUAUGUUGAAGAAACUAAAGUCAGCUGAAAGAUUAUUUUUGCUGCUAAAGAAAUGUCCUCCACUUUCCUUCCGUGGAAAUAAAGGAAGAAUAAUCCAGGAUGUUCAAAAACUUGUAAAUGAGAAUCCCAGAUGUUGGCUGCAUACAACUGCGGUCUGGAGAAGUCUUUAUGAUCAGUCGACAAAGCAACUAAACUUGUGCCAAGAAUACCCCGAUUCCAAAAAACAGAAAUUGGAAGAAGAAAACCAUAUUGAAAAUGAAAAGCAAAAAAUGCAAAUAAUAUUAGAGACAGAUACUAUUAAAAAUCCAAUUGAAGAUCAGCAAAAAUGUGAUACACACGAUGUUUGUAAAAACAUUUUAUUGCCUCAAGACAGACUUUUUCUAGAAAACACUCCUGAACUUAUUCAAGACAAAACCAUUAUUUGCAAUAGUUAUUUUAGUUUCAGAGUAUCAUGUCGCUGUAGUGGAAUACUUGCAAAAUUAUUUACUGCACAGGAACUGGGAAAAAUUAUUGGAAUAGCUCUUAUGAAAAAUUUUGGAUGGAAAGCAGAUCUUAGAAAUCCUGAUUUAGAGAUCUUUGUGCAUCUAAAUGAUAUUUAUUCUGUGAUUGGUAUCCCUCUUUUCAGACUUCCCUUGGCAAGUCGAGCAUAUAUUAAAACUGCUGGAUUGCGAUCUACCAUUGCUUGGGCUAUGACAUCGGUUGCUGAAAUCAAGGCUGGAGCAUUUGUAUUGGAUCCUAUGUGUGGUCUAGGUACAAUACUUCUGGAAGCUGCAACUGAAUGGCCUAACGUGUAUUAUUUCGGAUCGGAUAUAAGCGAUUCACAGUUACAAGGAGCCUACUCAAAUAUUAGAGAUGCAAGCCUGAUAGAUAAAAUUGAACUAUUUAAAUCUUCUGUGACAAGAUUACCUUUUCUGUCAGAGAGCAUUGAUGUCAUUUUGACAGACAUUCCAUUUGGAAAAAAGUUCAAAAUAACAGAAGACAUGAAGUUUCUUCCAAGAGUUUUUCAAGAACUUGAAAGGGUGCUUUGUUUUGGAGGGACUGUUGUACUGUUACUUAAUCAAGAACUUUAUAAAUGUAUUUCUAAUGAUAUUGCCCAUGGCUCUCGGACUGAGAGAUCCAUCUUGGCAGAAUCUUCUACUGAUUGCAGACAAAGUAAUUUGAUAUCAGUUGAACAAGAUAUCAAACAAGAAAGUAUUAGUUGUGGUACUGUUUCCCCCUCAUCUCAAGAUACAAGGGAAGAACACCUCAGUUACAAAAAGGCAGAUCUUGGUUCUCUGGUGUUCAUAGAAUCCUUUGAAGUUAGUCUUGGCAAAACAAAUGCAUUCAUAUGCAAGUACAAGAAGAUAACUUGAAGGAUCUAGAAGGUAACAACUGCAAGUAUGUAUAAAACAUGUUGAUGGACUUGACAAUGAGAACUGCAUAGUAAUCACUGCAAAAGAUCCUAAGGAUUAUUUUAGGAUCUGUAACUGAAAACACUGGGCUAAAUUUGACACUGAGACAUGGUUGCUAGUCCUGCUGGAAAUAGACAUUAAUAGUGAGAUAGCUUUAAGGGAUGUUAUUUCUCAAGCAGUCCUCAAGAUAACCAACAUGAUGCCUCUCUCUGAAGUGGUUGAUAACAGUCUUGCAUCAAUUCUUGGCGCUUAACACAUCAUCAUUUUGCAAUAUUAGGCAAGGAUUAUGCUUGGUGUGUCGUAGUGCGUUGUACUCUAUUGUAUUAUAUUCUGCCUUCAUGAAAAUAAUUGUGCAGGAUCUAACUGAUAUUUGGGAAGAUAUUCAGAAGAAACUUCUGAAAUAGGUUUCCUGGUUGCUAGUCCAUUACUGAGCAUUAUUCAGAUCAUUGGCAAUUGCUUUUCAUAAUCUUGUGUUAUGAAUUUGAGAGAUGAAGAUUCCCAAUUAAUAGACGUCCUUUUUAUAUUAUCUGUUAUUAGAUUGCACUAUAAGCAGAUUUGUGCCUGAAAAUCAUAAUGAAAACUGCUUCAGAAAUCAGUGCUUUGUAGCAAGAAAAUCCAAACUGUAUUUUUAGUAUUUUUCCUAGAAUUGUAUCGGAAGUCUCUGAAAAUGCAAAACUUCAAAAAAAUCACCAGAAUCCAAGAAGACUAAUUUUGCAACCAUGCAUUUCUGCACAUUGAGAACAUUUUGGGUGACAGGUUUAUUUUUACACAACUUCAUUAUUUAACUAGCAAUAAAAGGUACAUUUAUUUGUAUUCAGAAGGAAGAUAUGCUUGAUCGAUUAGAAAUUAUAUAAGUGCCUAUCAGCUGUUUUAGCCAUUCUGAUUCAGAUGCAAUAACUUUGUUAGGCUUCCAAUACUACAUAUUAAUUUACCAAUGAAAAGUAUAACCAUUUUGACUAUGUAAAUUGGUUCAAAAUCAGGAAACUUUUUAACUAAACAUUUGCAUUUCUUAAUUCAACGCGUGUGUAAGAAUGGUAAUGUAGAAAAUUGAUUAUGUUAUUCCUCCUGUUCAUUUAUAAAUUCUAAGAAUCUAAAGGAAAUACUCCAAUUGUU
Ahaetulla prasina is the source of this 2941-nucleotide messenger RNA. RefSeq names its product THUMP domain containing 2 (gene THUMPD2). Gene Ontology annotation, biological process: tRNA methylation. Bases 29 to 1789 code for a protein of 586 amino acids. The record is from RefSeq and is a predicted model, not a curated record. NCBI's taxonomy places the organism in Eukaryota, Metazoa, Chordata, Lepidosauria, Squamata, Colubridae. The transcript is spliced from 10 exons. Gene Ontology annotation, molecular function: RNA binding; 2-oxoglutarate-dependent dioxygenase activity; tRNA (guanine) methyltransferase activity.